Molecule: messenger RNA, 1212 nt
Organism: Pedinophyceae sp. YPF-701
Lineage: Eukaryota; Viridiplantae; Chlorophyta; Pedinophyceae
Source: the annotation of a GenBank genome assembly
AUGCAAAACAUCCCUGACCCCACGCGCAUAGUAGACGAGUUCAUCAUGCAAGUCGAGGACGACGACAAGGCAAUUUGGGCCGGGGAGCAGGACACGGGGCACUUCGAGGACCUGCUAGAGCCAGCAGCGAUCAUCGCGGCGCUGUACCCGCUGUCUGAGACCGGCAACGUCGUCGCGGAGUUCGUCGCAGAGUACGACAAGCACCUCAUCAGGAGCGUCCGGGAGGGCACGAGCACAGACUUCUACCGGGCUGGCUCCAUCCUGGUGGCGCGCGUGUACAACACAGCCGUGCGGCGACGGCGCUUGGAGCACCUGGGGCGCUGCCACGACGCCCUGCUCGCGCUCGCGCAGGCGGCGAGGGACCACGUCGACCGGCAGGGCGCCUGGGCGAAGCAGCGAGACACGCUGCCGAUUCAUCUCGAGAACGGUCUGGGCGCGCUCACGCACCGCACGUUCCUCGCUCAGGUCUGCUUCGUGUGGCGCUGCGUCCUCCGGCUGGCCGCCGGCGCGGGGGGCGUCGUUCCGGGCGUGACGGAGGCCGUUUAUUUCACUGGGGGGAGUGAAGAAGUCCCCCCCCUCGACCAGAUGAUCGCGGACGCGCUGCAGUACUUCGACGUGCUGAACGUGGUGACGAGCGACGCGGAGGCGGAGGCGGUCCGCGCGAUCAGGUCGGGGACGCGCGACCUGGACGCGUUCAUGGAACGGCGUCGGCGGGAGCUGGGGGGGCCUUUUGCUUGGUUCCCCCCGGGCACGGUCCACCUGGACGACAGGCUGGGGUUCGACUACGACGACAAAGACCUGGGCGCGAAAAUGCCACUGCCGCCCGAGCUCAUCCCGGACGAGGCGAUGCGGGACGGUGCUCGCAAGCUCGCGGAGGCGGUGGCGAGCCAGGGCUGGAAGCGAGCGGCCCCACGCAGCAUAAAGGUGCCGCGGGCCGUUCCGCACUGCCUCGAUUGGCCCGACGACGGACCGAACGUAGCCCUCUACCAGAUGCUCCGUGGCGACAGCGCAGAGUACACGGGCCCCCAGUGCGAUCCGGAAACGCUCGAUGAAGAGUGCGCGUGCCCUUCGUGUGCACCGGGCCUGGCGUACGGCGGGUACGACGACGACGUGGGGUACAUGUAUUUUGACGAGGAUGACGACGUCGGAGAACUGGUGCAAAUGGAGCACUUGAUGGCGGGCUUCGGCUUGGGCGGCCUCGUGCCACGGUAG